Molecule: messenger RNA, 2556 nt
Organism: Amphibalanus amphitrite
Lineage: Eukaryota; Metazoa; Arthropoda; Thecostraca; Balanomorpha; Balanidae
Exons: 4
Coding region: 1-2556 (851 amino acids)
Biological process (GO): DNA integration
Molecular function (GO): nucleic acid binding; RNA-DNA hybrid ribonuclease activity
Source: RefSeq, a predicted model, not a curated record
AUGGACACACCGACAGAGACGGGCGCUGUGGUGCAGGGAUCUGAGCAGGUCCGGAUCGGAGCUGGACUCGAUCCUCGCCUCAUCGACGAGUACGACGGGAGCGGCGACGUCGUCGAAUGGCACACGCAGGCGUCACUGCUCUGUGAGUAUCGCGGUGUGUCGGCGGCGGAGGUGUUGCCCAUGCGGCUGAAAGGUGGUGCUUUCGCCGUGUGGUCACAGCUGUCCGCGGUGGACCGCCGGUCAGCAACGGCGACACGAGACGCCUUGUUUAAGGCGUUCGCCAUGGACGACUUCGCGGCUCACACAGCAUUCGUCGCACGUCGGCUAGAGCCGGGGGAGAGCGCUGAUGUCUUCCUGGCGAGUCUGCGCCGCUAUGCUGCCCUGUUCGGCGGCGUGACGGACCGACAGCUGGUAGCUGCCUUCGUCAACGGUCUGCCGGCGUCCGUGGCGGACACAAUCCGAGCAGGAACCAGUGGGACGGCCAAAGUCACCAUGGAGUGCCAAGGCAAACGAGUGACGCUCGCAGCCUUUGUUGUGCCUGAUCGUCCAUUGGGAGUGGACAUGGUGCUGGGCAUGUCGGGCAUCACGGCCCUGGGUGGCAUCAGCCUGAGGACGCCGACAGACGUGCGGAUCUGUGCGGCGGCGGCGGCUGAGGUCGACCCCCAGGGGCUGGCGCUGGAUGCAGCAGACUUCUCGGCCCGGUUCGAGGCACAAACUGGAGAGUGGACGGUGGCAUGGAAGUGGGCAGACGGGGAAGGCCCGGAGUAUCUGCAGAACCAGGUCGCCCAGUAUGCCGUGCCGCCGGAAGCUCGACCAGCAUAUGACGCCGAGCUGGAGCUGUGGAUCCGGGAAGGAUGGCUGCAGCCGUACGACGAGCGGGUGGAUGGCCCAGUCCGAGGUUUAAUUCCUCUGAUGGCGGUCCCGCAGCCAAAUCAGGACAAGGUGAGGCCUGUCCUGGACUACCGUGAGCUGAAUGGUCACAUAAUCGCACACACUGCAGAUGCGGACGUUUGCGCCGAUCAGCUUCGUCGCUGGCGGCGGCAUGGCGCUCGCAUUACUGUAGUGGACUUGCGGAAGGCGUACCUUCAGCUCCGGUUGGAUCGGCGGCUGCGACCGUACCAGACGGUGGAGGUGCGAGGUCAGAGAUACUGCCUGACUCGCAUCGGAUUCGGCCUGAGCAUCGCACCGGCUGUCAUGAAGGCCGUGGUACGAGCCGUCCUGCUCCAGGAUGAAGUGGUGGCCCGAGGAGUGCUGCCUUAUGUGGACGAUCUCCUGGUGGACGAAGAAAUCGUCAGCGCGGACCACGUGGUGGAGCACUUCGCCCGCUACGGCCUGGACUGCAAGCCGCCGGAGCGGGCGGCGGAGGGAGCACGGCUGCUCGGACUGCGGGUGAGUGCGGUCGCUGGAGAGCUGUGCUGGCGUCGUGACAACCCAGUGCCGGCGCCCCCGGAAGUCCUGACGCGUCGGGCUGUGUUUGCUUGGUGUGGUCAGCUGGUGUCCCAUCUGCCAGUGGUGGGAUGGCUGCGACCAGCGGCCGCGUGGCUCAAACGGCGCGUCAAUGCUCUAACAGCAGGAUGGGACGACCCAACAGAGGACGUGGGGCUGCGCGGGCAGGUCGAUCAUGUCGUGGCCCGACUGAACGACAGUGACCCGGCUCGAGGCCCAUGGCGGCUGAAGGGGGACAAGUUGGUGGUCUGGACGGACGCUAGCUCUAUCGCUGCCGGUGUCGUCCUGGAGGACCCCGAGGGUGGCGUCGUGGAGGAUGCGAGCUGGCUGCGGCCUGAGUCGAAGGCGGCGAUGCACAUAAACAUGGCUGAACUGGACGCGGCGCUCAGCGGCGUGAACAUGGCGAUCGCCUGGGGCAUCACCAUCAUCGAUCUCUGUACGGACUCGGCUACGGUCCACAAAUGGAUCGAUGACGCCCUGACCGGCCGCUCGCACCUGCGGACGAAGGCACACGGGGAGAUGCUCAUCCGCCGGAGGAUCGACGUCAUCCGUCAGCUGGUGGAGGAGUUCAACCUGAGGCUGACAGUCGUCCUGGUGAAGUCCGCAGACAACCUGGCGAAUGCACUGACUCGUGUGCCAAAGGAGUGGCUCCAAACACCGGACCCAGAGCCUGCCGCACGGCCGGUGGCUGCCGCGGUAAUCGCGGACCCACGGCCGGAUGUCGACCUCGCACGGAUACGCGCAGUGCACGAGAAUGCGGCUGAGGUGACGAACCAGCUGGAAAACAUCUUCCUGGAAAGAGGCGCGCCUGCAGAGCUUCUGCUGGACAACGCCACGGAGUUCCGCAGCCGCCGGAUGGCGGCAUUCGCCGCGCGGUGGGGCGUCCGGCUGCGCUUCCGGGCGGUGCACGAGGCGGGCGGCAACGGCAUCGUCGAGCGCCACCAUCGGACAGUCAAGACGACGACCGUCGACACGAGCUCCGGUUCGGAAAACGACGCUAACGACGAGAAGGCGGCGGCGGCGGCGGUGGCGAUGGCGGAGGCGAUGGUGGCUUUAUGGAACCCAACGACGCCGUACCGGGGCGCUGCAACAGGGCGGCUGGAGGACUGA